CUCGUUCAAAGGCGUUCGUAAUACUUUAGACGUUGUAAUAGCAGAGCUUUAACAGAUCACAAGUGUAAGUGUUGAGAUAGAACAAAGAAUAAAAAAGUCAAUUAACUAAGAUUUACUCACCUUUCAGCAAACUUUGGAGAUAUCUGGACAAGAUGUCUCUGGCCAGGGAUCUGAUGCACCCCAGCUUCACAGAUGAGAGAAGACAUAAAAAGAAAAGGCUGGUGCAGAGUCCUAACUCCUAUUUCUUGGAUGUUAAAUGCAUGGGCUGCUAUAGGAUCACUACCGUCUUCAGCCAUUCCCAGACUGUGGUACCUUGUGCAGGAUGUUCUAUAAUCCUGUGCCAUCCACGAGGGGGGAAGUGCAGGCUAACGACUGGAUGCUCCUUCAGACGGAAACAUUCCUGAGCAUCAGUUUACCUUUAAAACCACAGCAGAGAGGAUGGAUUAAAGAGGCUGAGCCUCCAACUCUGAAAUCAGAAGUGGGUUUGAUUAAGACUCAAUAAGUGGAACAUUUUCAUUAGGAUAGUCGAAAAAACUACUGUAUGAUGUAUAAAAUGGUAUUGUAUGAAUUUACAAAUGUUUUUUGCUCAUCUAAACUAUCCUACAAAUUAUUUAGAUGCAUUGUUUGUGUGUAUUUAAAAAAAUAAGCACAAAUUGGGAAAUUCCAGUGAUACAAACUAAGUAUAGACAUCAUACUGACAGAAGUCAAGGUUUGUCAUAAUUUUUUUUUUCAAUAACUAAGUAGUGAUUUGACAUACCAAAGCUUUGGACAAUGGGUCACAUCAUACAAGCUCAACAAUCAGCAAAGAAUGAUAAUAUAGUAUAAGUAAUGAUGAAAAACUCAAUGAAAAAAAAUCAACACUUUGUAACUAAAUUCAGACUCAGGAAUCAUUAAGCUGACAUUCCCUACGUUUCAAUUUAAUAUACGUCAAUAACAUGUGCACUUAGUUUACUUAUCCAAGACAUUAUAUUACUAUAGUAGUAACAGCUGAGCUGUAGGAAUCAUUUUGCAGUUUUUUUUGGCCAGAUCCACUUCCUGACAAAGACUGGGAAGUGGGUGGAGUUUAACCCAGAGUUGUUAAUGCAUGGCAGACAGUAGUUCUACUCUGCUACACAGGGGUUGAUAUAUAGUUCUAUCAUGUACUGUAUGUCUUUUUGUCAAAAAGUACAAAAUCAAAGGCAAAGGAGUUGUGGUAUCUGUAAAACAUUUAUUAGACUGACGUAGAGGGGUUGGAGAAUGAAAUAUGUCAAAACAGCUUUACUCAAAAUGAGAUGCUACUCAUGGCCCUGGCACAAGAUGACACCACGGAGACCAUUAGAAUAAAACGAAAAUAAAGAAU
Molecule: messenger RNA, 1339 nt
Organism: Cynoglossus semilaevis (tongue sole)
Lineage: Eukaryota; Metazoa; Chordata; Actinopteri; Pleuronectiformes; Cynoglossidae
Product: 40S ribosomal protein S27-like
Exons: 4
Coding region: 153-404 (83 amino acids)
Biological process (GO): translation
Cellular component (GO): ribosome
Molecular function (GO): structural constituent of ribosome
Source: RefSeq, a predicted model, not a curated record